Molecule: messenger RNA, 2011 nt
Organism: Cuscuta campestris
Lineage: Eukaryota; Viridiplantae; Streptophyta; Magnoliopsida; Solanales; Convolvulaceae
Source: the annotation of a GenBank genome assembly
UCCCAACACUAUAUAAGAAACCCCUCCAUAUCUCUUCUUCCUCACAACCCCAAGCAAAUAUUUAAAAAAAAAAAACAAAACAAAACUUCCGUUUCCCGGAGAAGUUGAAAAACGGAAGCCAUGGACCGAAACAUUGUGAAGCCCUUGUGUGUUUUCUUCUUCUUUGCUUCCCUUCUUAUCCUCGCUGCUGAUGCAACACCGCCAGCACUUAAGCAGCACCAGUUUAUUAUUCAAUCAACCCCAGUGACGAGGCUGUGCAAUACGCGCAACACGAUAACAGUGAACGGGCAGUUCCCGGGACCCACUUUGGAAGUGAGCAAUGGUGAUACCUUAGAGAUCAAGGUUAUCAACAACGCGCAAUAUAAUAUCACCAUUCACUGGCACGGCGUACGGCAGAUGAGAACAGGAUGGGCAGAUGGACCAGAAUUCAUUACACAAUGCCCAAUCAGGCCAGGAGGGAGCUAUACUUACAGAUUCACAAUUAACGGCCAGGAAGGGACCCUUUGGUGGCACGCCCACAGCUCGUGGCUCAGGGCAACUGUCUAUGGAGCUCUCAUCAUCCGUCCAAGAGCGGGCGAGUCAUAUCCAUUCCCUAAGCCUACAAGAGAAACCCCCAUUGUACUUGGUGAGUGGUGGGAUGCAAACCCCGUCGAUGUUAUAAGGCAGGCUCAGUUGACCGGAGCAGCUCCAAAUGUAUCAGAUGCAUUCACCAUCAAUGGCCAACCUGGUGAUCUCUACAAGUGUUCCAGCCAAGGAACUGUGGUAGUCCAAACAAACUCUGGUGAGACCAGCCUUUUGAGAAUUAUCAACUCUGCACUCAAUCAACAGCUUUUCUUCUCGGUAGCAAACCACAUACUAACCGUGGUUGGGGCUGAUGCCUCUUAUGUAAAGCCCUUCAGAACUUCAGUCAUCAUGUUGGGUCCCGGCCAGACCACCGACGUCCUAAUCACAGCCAACCAGCAACCGGGGCGAUACUACAUGGCAGCACGUGCAUAUGCAAGUGCACAAGGAGCACCGUUUGAUAACACCACAACCACAGCCAUCCUACAGUACCAGAGCAGCCAAAGAAGCCCGGUUCUCCCAUCUCUACCUGCAUAUAAUGACACGGCAACAGCCACAUCCUUCACGACAAGUUUCAGAAGUCUGAGGAAUGUCGUGGUCCCUACUCAAAUUGACGAACAACUCUUUAUCACAGUUGGGUUGGGACUCAAUAACUGUCCACCUGGUGCAAGCCCACAGAGAUGUCAAGGACCAAACGGGACCCGGUUCACUGCCAGCAUGAACAACGUGUCUUUCAUACUCCCAUCUAACUUUUCCCUUCUUCAGGCACAUCAACAAGGUAUCCCGGGAGUUUUCACGACCGACUUUCCAGCAGCUCCUCCUGUUAAGUUUGAUUAUACGGGUAAUGUGAGCCGGUCGCUUUGGCAACCUGCUUCUGGAACAAAGGUGUACAAACUGGCAUAUGGGACCAGAGUGCAGAUAGUUCUGCAGGGAACAAGUAUCGUAGCUGGUGAGAACCACCCAAUCCAUCUUCAUGGAUAUGAUUUCUACAUUGUUGCUGAGGGUUUUGGAAACUUCAAUCCACAAAGAGAUACUGCCAAGUUCAACCUUGUGAAUCCACCACUUAGAAACACAGCGAGUUUGCCAGUCAAUGGGUGGACCGUGAUCCGGUUUGUUGCUGAUAAUCCAGGAGUCUGGAUAAUGCACUGUCACUUGGAUGUCCAUAUUAGCUGGGGUCUGGCCAUGGCUUUCAUAGUGGAAAACGGGGCUACUGAAUUGGAAGCAUUAGAGGAUCCUCCUGAAGACCUUCCGGUCUGUUGAGUAUCAACAAAUGACGAAGAUUAUUCAUAUUUUCAUGUAUUUUUUGCAUUGUAUUUUUGUCACUAUGAGAUAAAAGGUGGAGAAGUGUGAAUCAAAGCACUGCUCCGUGAUGGUAACCUUUGUAUUCUUUGUAGCAUCAUGAUUUCAAAAUUUUACUAUCUCUGUUUUUUAAUAAUUCCUUGUGCUUAAU